This is a messenger RNA of Oryzias melastigma (Indian medaka), 1792 nucleotides long. It is a transcript of the gene saal1, whose product is annotated as serum amyloid A-like 1. Bases 152 to 1522 code for a protein of 456 amino acids. NCBI's taxonomy places the organism in Eukaryota, Metazoa, Chordata, Actinopteri, Beloniformes, Adrianichthyidae. The transcript has 13 exons. The record is from RefSeq and is a predicted model, not a curated record.
GAGGCGGUGUUUGUUUUACAGGCACAUAGAACAAACGACCCGCAUGCGCAGUUGGGUUUGUGUUGGGAAUGGAGGCUGAGUAGCUUUACUUCAGUCAGAAUUCACUAUUAAAUCUGUUUUUAACCUGUCUGCUGUGUUACGACGGGCAAUUAUGGAAAAUAAUACUGACGAUGCUGAGCAGAAGGAGGAGAACUCCUCAUCUCCAGUCAUGGACCGUAACCCUUCACCACCUCCAGAAGCAGCUGAUGGACUAGAGACUGAAGAUGUGGACGCCAUCGGAGACACAGUUUACAGCAAACACUGGCUUUUCAGCACCUUGACUCGCCUUAUUCAUAUGGUCACGGACCUUUCUGAAGAGAACCCUGAAGCUCAAAUGAAGCUCUCUGAUGACGAUGAGGAAGACCUGUGCAAAGUCUGGGAUAUGGCCAUGGAUAAGGAUGUGGCCCGUUUUCUGCAAGAAUUUAAAGCUGCUGAUAUUCUCCUUGGAGUCAUAUCUAAAUCUCGCUGCCCACGUCUCACAGAAAUUUGUGUUGGAAUACUUGGGAACAUGGCCUGUUUCCCUGACACUUGUGUUACUCUCAGCCAAAAAGAAGACUUGUGUGCUGUGCUGUUGCUUCUUCUUGGAGAUGCAGAUCCGCCUACCCUCCUGGAAACCAGCAGAUUGCUGCUAACCUGUUUGUCGCAUAAAGAUGUCUGCUCUCUGUGGCUUCAGCGAAUACGACAGCAGACGUCAGUGUGUCCCAACCUCUGUUUCAUCAUGUGCAGCUCUACCAACACUGAUCUGCUUGAGAAAGUGGGGGACUUGGUUGAUAAACUGUUUGACCUUGAUGAAGAGCUGAUGAAGAGCUGGAUCACAGCUAAGCCACAUAACAAGAAGGGGGAUGAAAGUGACACCCCGCUGGACCUGACCUCAUGUCUUCUUGAAGCUGUCAAGCAGCUUCGGUCAGAGAAGCUAAAUGGCAUCGAAAUUUACCUUCACAUCUUUCAACUCAUCACCACAGUAGAAGAAGGCCUUGAGAAUUUUGCUGCUCCCAACGGCCCAGGAAAAGCACUGUGGGACUUUGUCUGUGACAUCGUCUGUGAAGACCUCUGUCAGCAAAAUGAUCUUGAAGUUGCCUUACAUGAGCAGAAGAGCACUCUGGUUCAAGCUUUCGCCGUGCUGCAGGCGCUCUACAGAUGUCAGGAUCAGUGGAGAAGCAGGGCUGACCCGAGUACAGAUCUUAUCUGGAUCAUCUUGCGGUUGUGCCAGCACCACAGCGAGAACACAGAGGGCGCAAGCGAUGAGCAGCUGCAGGCUCUUUUCGAGAUCGCCUCUGAGUUCCUAGCUGACCUUUGCAUUCACAUUCCCAAGGAGGCGGUUCUGGACCUGGUUAAUAAAGGAUACUUGACUGCAGAGAUUUGUGUUGCUGCUGCCACCAGUUUACUUCCUACCUAUAAAACCUCAUUUCAGCACCUCCAGGCCGCAUUGUCGGAAGCUGAUCCCGAGUUAGCAGACGUGAUGAGGACUCAGUUUCCUGAUUGAGGUUUUCUACGGCUCAGUGUUCAGCACUCAGUCAAACUCACAUCGCUGCUUUUCAUAGGUCUUCUCUAAAUAUCAUCCUUCGUGUCUGAAUAUUUGCAUUUCCAUUGGAAAGAUCCAGUAUCGAAGGAAGGCUUUAUCAGCUUUUUUUUAAUUAUUAUUAUUAAUGUCAACCUACCUUUGUUGUUGGUUAUCAGAUCACGUUUGUGUUGAUAUUUUACAUUUUAUAAUGCUAUUUUUGUACCAGUUGUUCAACAGUGUUUCAUAAAAAAA